GGCUCAGCUUCAGACGCGUAUGUGUGAGCAACACUUCCCUUUUGUCCCUGCUAGAGGUCCUGAGCGUAAUGGCGGCUCCGAAGUGGCGCCUCCCCAAGCGGUCUGCCGACGGCGAGGCCGCGGGCGCUCCCGCCCUCGGCAAGGCCGAGCCACCCCCGCCCAGGCAGGGCGGAGGCGCAGCCGCGGGGUCUGGGGGACCGAGCGCCGCCGCAGCCAGCGGUCAGCAGGAGAACGCCGCUCAAGACAAAGGGGACCAUAAUGAUCGCAAACGACACCAGGGCAAAGUCAAGGACAUGGUCUUCAACAAGAAGCAAGCGGCCAUCAACGUGAUGAUCAAGCAGGUGCUGCUCACCACGCAAAUGGUUCGGGACCUGUGGGCCGCGGGCUUGGACGCGUUCUUCAUGGGCGCGGACGCGCCAGAGGUGGCCGCAGCCAGCGAUUGCGGGGUGACGUAUUCACACGAAGUCCGAGCCCGUGUUUUGCCGUGGCAGUGUGGCUCGAACUGGCAAGUCCUGGCCCUCGGGGGUGAGGCUCAUACGUCGCGUUUUGCCGUGGCAUUGCGGCUCGAAAUUCAAAUCCUGGCCUUCGGGGGUCAGGUUCCGUCGCGUUUUGCUGCAGCUCGAACUGUCACCUGGCAUGGCUUCUACGCCGCUCAUUGUCAAUUCGUCACUUGGGCGUUUUUUUUUUUCCUGUUUUUCCGUAUCUGGUGCUGUUGACGGGCUGUCUUUAAGAGUUCGCUGAUUUCAAGGAUAUCGGCCUAGCGCUGUGCUUCGUCGGGGACAUGCCAACUUCACGCAUUACUCUGGCAUCGGCCUAGCGCUGUGCCUCGACGGGGGCGUCGUCGCGUCCAAAGGUGACUAUGAGGCUUCCGACCAGGUGCGCGGCGUGCUCGUUUAGGCCGGCCUUUUGUUGUAUCGCAGCGCUCGCUGCUGGGUGAGUCUCUGAUUGAUGAACCGCCGACCCUGGGGGGCCCCUUCGCUGCUUCUGCGGUUGCCCCCGCUCCCUUCGC
Molecule: messenger RNA, 1009 nt
Organism: Prorocentrum cordatum
Lineage: Eukaryota; Dinophyceae; Prorocentrales; Prorocentraceae
Source: the annotation of a GenBank genome assembly